AGUAUUUCCGGUCGUGUUGCGACGUUUUUGCACGUCAGAAGCUAUACCGCACGGCUUAGGUUCAGCCCGAGAAUUUUCAGUUGGGGGAGGAGAGGAAAGAGGAGGGUGGAUGGUGCCUUUGCUGCUGAGGUGGAGGCAAUUCAGCAUGAGCACCUGGGAGUCCGGGAAGGCGCUGGGGGUGCCCACGGUUCUCCUUUCCAAUGGCUUAAAUAUCCCCGUGUUGGGGUUGGGAACAUCCCAUCAAGGUGGCUACUCCCAUGAUGCUGUGGUGUACGCCCUUCAAAAAUGUGGCAUUCGUCAUAUCGACACUGCAAAGAGAUAUGGCUGCGAAUCAUUCCUGCAGAAGGCUAUCGAGAAGAGUGGGGUAAAGCGGGAAGAUCUCUGGAUAACUACCAAGCUCUGGCAUACAGACUAUGGCUACGAGAAUACUAAACAGGCUUGUGUAGAGUCCUGCAAAAGGCUUGGCGUUGAAUAUCUAGAUCUUUACUUGGUGCAUUGGCCUGAUGCACAUGUGCCUGGUAGAAGCAAUAGAGAGGUCAGGGCAGAGACCUGGCGAGCCAUGGAGGAGCUGUAUGAGAAAGGUUUCUGCCGAUCUAUUGGAGUAAGCAACUUUCUCAUAGAUCAUUUGGAGCAGCUGAAGGAAGAUUGCCAAGUAAUCCCACAUGUAAAUCAGGUUGAAUAUCACCCUUUCCAAAGGCCUCAAGAAUUAGUGGAUUACUGCAGGAGCAGGAAUAUUGUUUUCGAAGGCUACUGCCCACUAGCUAAAGGUGAAGCUCUUCAUCACCCUACAAUAGUUCAGUUGGCAAAGAAAUAUGGCAGAACUCCUGCACAAAUCUGUAUCCGCUGGAGUAUACAGAAUGGCAUUGUCACUAUUCCAAAGUCUACAAAACCAGAGAGGAUCCAGGAAAAUUGUCAGGUCUUUGAUUUUUCACUAGUGGAAGAUGAUGUUGCAAUUCUAAAUGGAAUGCAUGAUGGGAGACAUGUUUCCUGGGAUCCAGCCUCAGUGGUUUAAAUGCAAGGAUGACAAAAAUGAAAAAACUCCCCAGCAAGAGUUCUUCAGCUGAUACUGCUUAUCUGGCUCUCACCUUCAAAAGAUGCCCCAGAGAUUUGGGCAAACUUUUCUUGAGUUGCUUGAGAAGAAUAAUGAAUCUGAUGGGAUACAAGAGAACUCUAGAAAGUAUCCAUCCCUCACUGUUUGCAGAAGUCCUUGGUCUAAGGUCGUUUCUAACUGGAUUCCUGCAAAUGCUGAAAAUUUACUUCCCACUCAGGUCGAGCAGGUGGAAUGACUCUUCCAGUCAGGCGAAAAAGUGUGGGUCAAUGGGUAAUGGUGUUUUGCUGGAACACUGGAUUCCAAAAUUGCCUUUUGAUAUGGACGAAGCCUUCCACCUUGGUUUGGCAUCCCUCCUAUGACUGCAUGUGUGGGAAAGAAGAAUCGGUUUUAAGAAAUGCUUCAUGCUGAAUAGCUCUUUGUUGGAGGGGCUUUUCAUCAUGAUCAUGUAUUAUUUGAAAAGAUAAAGAAUAAAUGCUAGACACCGUACAUAAACAGAAGAGACAGGUCCCUGACUCACAGUUGAAAAAUGUGGAACAAACUAUGAAGUGUGAUUCUCAGGAAAGGGAAACUGUGAGAACUGGAAGAAAUUGAACAUGGGGGUGGGGAAGCAUUAAACUAUAAAAUAAUUAACCAAGUAAUAGAGAACAACAGAAGUAAAACAGCAUUGCCUCUGUUUAUAUAAAAUGACAAUCCAUUGGUUGCCCAGUGAGACAUGCAAACUCAGGUGGCUGGGUUGUUAGGGGCUAAACAUCCCAGCAGUUAACUCAGCAGCAAACCAUGGGUUAGCUGCUGGGUUGUAGUGCCUAAACAACACAGCGGUCUAGGUCCACAUAACUGCUCCUAGGGAACCCUGCUGUGCUUCCAUUCUGGACCACACACAAUAUCUUGGAUUAAAUCAUCUCUCUCAGAUGGAUGCAUUAACAUUUUAUUUCAUUUUGAGCCCAGCUAACUCUUUCCUGGGUUAAACACUGAUAUAUUCCAUCUGAAAAAAAGACCCAGAAACAUAUCUGAUUUAAUGCCCUCAAUGCUUAUGCUUUUUCUUCCCCAAAGAAAGACAUAGGGUCCCAUGCAAUGUGAGCUUGUAUCCAUCUGAACUUGGAGGACGAUGCAGUUGUAGAUGCAUGGAGGUGAAGAUUGUCUUGACAUGCCUUCUGUCCUCCAAAACCCUUACAUGGCCUAUUUCAGCUCAGCAUUUUACACUGGCUUGUCUGGGGAGGAAGUGGGGGCAACACCAGGUUUCCUCAUACAAUGGCACUGUCUUGCUUCUCCCCUCCUUGCUCCUGUCUCCCAUGCCAGCCCCAAGGUUGGUUUUGCAACCUGGAGCUACAGCUGGCAUAAAAAGGAACUUGUUGGGUGUGAGGGUGGAGGGAGGUUUCUCCGAAUAGAGUCCCAGGUCUACAGUGCUUCUUCAGUGUUAGAGCUGAGACUAUGAGUUAUCCUAUAGCUGCCUAGACAGUAUCUAGCAGCCAUAGGAUUGAACCAUUCAUUUAUUUCAAUUAAUACUAUUUUUUCUACUCAUCACAGAAUAUAAAUGCAGGACAUGAUGUUUACGGAAAUGAUUCAAUGCUAUAUUUAAAAAUGGGGUAAAAUUCUGGUGUCCAUGGGCAGCAGGUUAGGGAACCCUAUAAGCAGCAGCAUCUUGGAGACCCUUGCCAUACUCAGAUUCCUCACUGUCCAAUUUAAAAAGUUCCUUGGUUUGGAAGCAGACAUUAAGACACUAGCCUGGCAAAUGCCCUGAAAGUGUGUUUGCCUUCAUGUAUCCUGUACCUCUCCCAUCCCCUUCUCCAAGCCAAUUGUGAAGGUCAGGGAACAAGAGGUAGAUGUAACCUUCACUUGCCUCUGGUAGCUACAAGGUAGUGCUUGAUCUACUUUAGCAGGGCCAUGACUAUUCCAUCUGCAUAGUUGGGGAACUUGUAUGGUAGGGUGCCAUUGCUCAGGGAACCAGCUCAGGCAACCAAGGUUGGAUUUGGAUGCCAGGAAGUACUUCCUGACAAUUAGGACCCCUAGGGGAUG
Molecule: messenger RNA, 3064 nt
Organism: Varanus komodoensis (Komodo dragon)
Lineage: Eukaryota; Metazoa; Chordata; Lepidosauria; Squamata; Varanidae
Exons: 8
Coding region: 110-1012 (300 amino acids)
Molecular function (GO): oxidoreductase activity
Source: RefSeq, a predicted model, not a curated record